AUGUGCAGACCAGGCUGCUAGUAGCGAGGAGAAGCGCCACGGAGACUGCCCUCCCCAGCCGAAGCCCCAGACAGCCGUCUGCCAUGUGGACUUUUCUAGGGAUUGCCACUUUCACCUAUUUUUAUAAGAAAUGUGGGGACUUUCUAACUUAUGCCAACAAGGAGUUGUUCUUGUGUGUGCUAGUGUUUUUUUCUUUGGGUAUGGUGCUGUCUUACCGAUACCAUUAUCGGAAUGGAGGACUCCAUAGGCACCAGCCAAAAAAGUCUCAAUUUGGGCUCUUCUCUGACAUUCUUUCGUCUUUGCCAUUUGUUGGCUUUUUCUGGACAAAAUCGCCAUCAGGUUCCGCACAGAAGGAGCAACUAAAAUCCAGGAAGGGCAAAAAGGAAGUGGAUGCUCCAGAGUCAACUCUACAAGGAACAGUUGUAUCUGCAUUAGUGACUUCUGAGUGUGACCCAGAAGUUAUUAUUGUAGGAUCAGGUGUACUUGGGUCUACUUUAGCUACAGUACUUGCCAGAGAUGGAAGAAAGGUGACAGUAAUUGAGAGAGAUUUAAAAGAACCUGACAGGAUACUUGGAGAGUUGUUACAGCCAGGAGGCUUUUGUGCUCUUAAAGACCUGGGUCUUGAAGGUGCAGUGGAAGGUCUUGAUGCCCACGUUAUUCAUGGCUAUGUGGUCCAUAACCAGGGGUGCACGGAAGAAGUUGAAGUCCCAUUCCCAUGUACGGCAAGCAGCCAGGUGCUGAGCGGCCGAGCGUUCCAUCAUGGACGGUUCAUUGUGAAUCUCCGAAAGGCAGCUAUGGCAGAGCCAAAUACAAAGUACAUUGAAGGAGUUGUGUUGAAAUUGUUAGAGGAAGAUGAUGUUGUGAUGGGAGUUCAGUACAGAGAAAAAGAAACUGGAAAUAUCAAGGAGCUCCGUGCACCAUUGACAGUUGUUGCAGAUGGGCUUUUCUCCAAGUUCAGGAAAAACCUGGUCACCAGUACAGUGUCUGUCACAUCCCAUUUUGUUGGCUUCCUUAUGAAGGAUGUGCCACAAUUUAAAGCAAACCAUGCUGAACUCAUUUUAGCAGACCCUGGUCCAAUUCUUAUCUAUCAGAUUUCCUCUCAGGAAACUCGGGUUCUCGUUGAUAUUCGUGGAGAAUUGCCAAGAGACUUAAGAGAUUAUAUGGUAGAGAACAUUUAUCCACAGUUACCUGAUCAUAUAAAAGAACCUUUCCUAGAGGGAAUUCAGAAUGAUCGUUUAAGGUCUAUGCCCGCAAGUUUCCUUCCUCCUUCACCAGUAAAUAAAAGAGGUGUUCUAAUUUUGGGAGAUGCCUAUAACAUCCGACAUCCUCUUACUGGUGGGGGAAUGAGUGUUGUUUUCAAUGACAUAAAAAUAUGGAGGAGCCUGCUAAAGAGCAUUCCUGACCUCUGUGAUGAGAGAGCACUUCUGCAGGCCCAAGAUUCAUUCUAUCAGUCAAGAAGAAAGUCCCAUUCAUUUGUUGUGAAUGUUCUUGCUCAGGCUCUGUAUGAAUUGUUUUCUGGCACAGAUGAGACCCUGCAUCAGUUAAGAAGAGCAUGUUUCUGUUACUUCAAGCUUGGAGGACGAUGUAUUGCUGGUCCUGUUGGGUUGCUCUCUGUAUUGUCGCCUAAUCCCAUGACUCUACUUGGACAUUUUUUUGCAGUAGCUUUGUAUGCUGUUUACUUUUGUUUUAAGACAGAACCCUGGAUUACAAAACCACGAGCCUUUUUCAGCAGUGGUGCUGUCUUUUACAAGGCUUGCUCUGUUAUAUUUCCUCUCAUUUAUUCAGAAAUGAAAUACUUACGUUAAACUUAAGGGAAGCCCAUUGGAGAAUGAGUACAUGGAAUUCAUCAGGCCUUAAGAGACUUUGGGAGGACUUGUACUGCUGAAUGCUAUACUAACACACAGACACAUGGGCAAGAUGGGGAUUAAUUUGUUUUUGACCUUCUAUGUGUGUAAACAGUUGUAAAUAAAUGUUUUGCUUUUGGAAUUAAAAUGAAGACUGUUAGAUAUCUAAAGAGAAAUGGUUGUUAAAUCACAAAUCAGUUUUAAGUCCUGAUAGCGAAAACAUGUUUUCUUUUGGGAUCCAUUAUGUUUAGUAUGUGAAAACUAUGCAAAUAAACUAAAUGAUGAUUGAAA
Molecule: messenger RNA, 2135 nt
Organism: Vombatus ursinus (common wombat)
Lineage: Eukaryota; Metazoa; Chordata; Mammalia; Diprotodontia; Vombatidae
Product: squalene monooxygenase-like
Exons: 11
Coding region: 84-1805 (573 amino acids)
Biological process (GO): sterol biosynthetic process; cholesterol metabolic process
Cellular component (GO): endoplasmic reticulum; membrane
Molecular function (GO): squalene monooxygenase activity; flavin adenine dinucleotide binding
Source: RefSeq, a predicted model, not a curated record